This is a messenger RNA of Cladocopium goreaui, 8252 nucleotides long. The record is from the annotation of a GenBank genome assembly. NCBI's taxonomy places the organism in Eukaryota, Dinophyceae, Suessiales, Symbiodiniaceae.
AUGAGUUGGGCAGAGCUAGAAGAAAGCCUGUUAGAGGUUUCCCGAACUAGGGCGGCCCAAGCGGUGGUGGCUGAUGCUUGCCGCUGCGGUUCUGAUGAUGAAGUUUCCAGUGUGUCCAACAAGAGUCACAAGAGUUCACCAUACUUCCAAGGGAGUUUGUCCAACACAGUGAAAGAGAAUGGAUAUCAAAUGCCCUUGUCAGCGCCGUGGUGGGCAAAACUGUUUCCACUUCAUACUGCCCACCUGUUGCCCCAGAGUGGACUGCAGCAGUUUAGAGCAGCGAGUCCCUUGAAGUUGGUUUCCGGGUGCACGGCUAGUUUCGCAGAAGCUGCAGUGCUGAAGGCGUUUGGGAUCAACUUUCGCUGCUUGUCGUGCUCUGAGCCCACAGAGAAGUUUCGCGAAUUCGCUUUGGCGAACCAUAGUGAUGUGAUCCAAUGCUUUUAUCGCACCAUGGGUGAACAAAGCUUGCAAAAGACUUGUGCACUUCACACAGAGUCCACCUGCUCUUCCCAACGCAGCCCGGAGCAAGCUGAUCUCCUGGUGUUUGGGACCCCUUGUCCACCCUUUAGCACACAGAGACCAGACCGAAUGAAACGCAGUUCUGAUGACGUUGUGAAAUCCCACCGCCUGUACACAGUGACUUUUGAGGAAAGCCUGGCACUGUUAGAAUCUGUGGAGCCGAAAGCGGCUAUCUUGGAGCAAGUAUCAGGUUUCGGUAUGGCAGCGCAUGACAUGGACACCUCCUCUCCGAAAGACAGGUUUUUGGGCUUGUUGAUGAACCGCAAGUGGAAGCAUGGUGGAUACCACGUUGUCACGAUGCUUUUGGACAACAUCAUUUGGGUGAAGCAGCACCGUCUCAGUUCCUCCAAGAAGCGAGUUGGCUCUGGACGUCCUGUAGGUGAUCUCCAUGGAGGUGGCCUUGACCAAGGGGAAGGUCCUGUGACAUGGGAUGACUUUCUCCGGCAGAAACUUCCUCCAAUUGAAGCCGUGCCAGUGGCGGUGGGUGGCGAAGCGCCUGCAGAUGAUGAUAGAGAAGAUGAUGACCUCGGAGGUUUGGUGAGCCUCCAAGCUCCUGUCCAGUCAGAUGGCGGGGUUGAAUUUGUGGAUCGCGACUGGGUCAAGAUCAUCAAAUCUUUGAAGCAAAAGUUUAUUGCUUGGAUCAAGUCAAGUUCUUCCUCCCAAAUCUCUUUGGCUGGCAGGUUGGUUGUGAUGCGGCUUUCCAUGGAUCCCUUGGUCCGUUUGAUGCAUACGUUUCUUGAAUUAGCAGGGCGAAAGUGGGAGGAACAGCAAGAAGCCAAAGCAGCUGCGGGGCAGCCGCGCAGUUACAGAGUUCUGGAGGCAUGCCGGGGCGAAGAUGCGAACAACUUUUGCCAAGACCUGGGAAGAAGUCACCACACCAUCCCCGUAGCUCUGCCACUGAAAGACAUGAAUUUGGCAAGCCGAAAUUUGUUUUUCCGCUUGUUGUCUCGAGCAGGGUGCAAUCUACCAGUUACACUGCUCCCGUCUAGGAAGGGUUGCCCAGUGAUGUUGUUCUCUUGCCUUCUCGACGGGGAUGCCGCGACGCUGUUUUAUCAACAAAGGAAGUGCCUUCAUGAUUCCUUGACAGCAGCGUUUGUGCAUUCUUUUCCAACGGCAGAAGCUGCUCUGUCCCCAACUGGCAAGGACAUUUUGUUGUCCCUCGCUCUGAUCAUUGACAUGGACAUCAGCCAAAUUGAGGCAAAGCAUGCUGCUGUUCGGCGAAUUGUCAAAGCUCGAUCACUGCAAACUUGUGGCAUGCAGUUGGAAGAUUUGUCUUGUGACUUUUUGCUGAGACAGAACGCCGCAGAUUUUGUGCGUGUGUGUGGCAGAAAUGUUUUUGAAGGAGAAGGUCAACAGAAGAGAAAACGAAAGAAAAAAAUGCGAAAAGUGAGAAAGGAUGGAAAGAUCAGAAAACGGCCAGUCCCUGGUCCUUUCAAAACUUAUCUCCACCUGACAAAGCAGGGUAUCCAAUGGAAGGAUGGCGCAAUGACUAAGUUUGCUGAAGAAUACCGGUCUUUGCCUCCAGAGGAAAAGGCCCACUUCGAGCACGUAGCCGCAGCUGCUGCGUUGAGCGUGGAGCAUGGACACGCUCCCUUUGGUGCCAAGCCGGGUUCUUCUGACCGUGCCCUUGCCCUUCCAUCGGCCAAUACAGUUGAGUUGGCGCUAGUCCGUGCCAAAGAGGAAGCUGCAACUGUGAGAGCUCGUGCGCUUGAGGAGGCAGCGCAUGUGAAUGCAACCCUACAAGCCUUUGACCAAGUGCACCAUGACAGCAUGUCUGCCAUGUUCACUGCGUUGUUGGGCCAAGAUUUCCACAGAUGCAUUGCUGGCCCUUUGGCUGCUUUUGAUAUUCACCUUCCAGCUGACGCGCUCUACUGUGAAGUUUUGGAGAAGCAUUGGCAAACUUCAGCCGCUGCCACGGCCUGCACGGGAUCCAUUUCAAGUUCGCUCCAAAAUUCGUGGACUGAGCGUCAUGAGUUGCUCCAACACGCAGAUGCUGUGCCUUUGCAAGACACAGGUACACGGUUCCAACCAGCCACUUGCUGCGAGCUUGGGAUUUGCAUUUGCCCUGAAGGUCCCUACUUCCAAGCUUAUCAGUUUUGGAGCAACAUCAAAUUUUUCUUGAAGCCGUUCAUGCAGAAGCCCCGCGCCAAGAAAGACGCACAUGGACGACCGCAGAAAAAAAGUCCUCUUCCUGCAGCAAGAGUUCUUGUAGCCAAUGGAGAGCUAGUUCUUCGACUGGAUUGCCUCCGGGUGGUGCUGGUGCCUAUGGCCGAAGGUUCAUCAUGGGCAACCUUGGGUCUCCAGAAUUUGGCCAGAGAAGCUAUGAAAAGGGAAUUCCAUUCAAGUGAAGAGUUCAAGGCUGUCGUGGAAGACUUGCUGCGACCAGAGGCAGCUUGUGUUGAGACUGCUUGGUUUCACGUUGGCUACUGCAACUUCAAGACUUGGCACUUGGGCUUGUUGCCUUUGGACCCUGUGCGUACAUACGAAUCAGAUGGCGAAGAGAUUCAAGUCCUUGCUGUGCCUGCCGUUCCGAGCCCACAGCGGUGCUUCGAAGCUUUCAGCUCUCUGGACUUGGAAUUUCCAAUCGUCAUGUCCUGGCACUGCAUGCGUGGUGGCGACAGGCAACUGGCAGCAGCUGAAAUGGCCCCGAACGAGAUCGAAGUCACCUCCCUUCCUGACAAAAUUUUCCCUCGCUGCCGUGUGUGGCGCGGAUCGGAGCAAGAGGAGGUGGCAAGAAAGACAAAACCGACCAAGCCAUCCAGAGGAAAGGGAACCAGAAGGCCCAGAGUAGCCCAGAAUAGUUCAGAUGGGCAAGGGCAAGGCAAAAAACGACAGAGAAAGGAAGACUUAUGUGCGUCAGAGCCGCAGCCGCCUCUCCAUGAUUUGCAUGUUUUGGAGGCGGCCUCGCAAGGAGCAAUCGAACCUGCAGAUGAAUGGGAGAUUGACCCUUUGCAGGACUUUGACGAAGUCUUUGACGCAGAUGAGGCAGACGACUCUUCUGAAGAAGAUGAGGAAGAAGAUCUAGAAGAGGCUUUGGAGGAACAAGUUGGCAAUUGGCUAGAUUUUCUUGAUGGCUUUGAAGAGCAAAGCGCAGACCCGCACGGCCGUGACCGAGGCCCAGCGGCUAGUGAAGCAGCUAGUGGCGAAAACGAAGAAGGUUCAAAGCUUGAACCACACCAGCCCGCAGAAGCAGCGGCGGCAGAUGAUGGCGCUGCAGCAGGCAGUAAGAAUGCCAUGGGCCCAGAACCGGAUUCAGAUUCAGACACUUCUUCUUCCACAUCAGGGGAUUCCAGCAGUGAUGAGCGGGAUCAGAUAGCUCCACACUCCAGAAUUGCUACCGUGCCAGAAGACAUCAUCAAGUUGGGCGAGUUUGGUGAGAUCAGGUAUAACCACACCAGUCAGCAGUUUCGCGCGCACUGCUCAAACCCUUCCCAUGGACAGUGUCGGAAGACACGCACUUCCAAAGCUGGCCGCCUUGCUGGCCAGGGUCGCCCUUUGGGGUUCCUCAUGCAGUGGCUUUGUUGCGCAGCAGGGGUAGAGGACCAGAAGACACAUAUGUCAAUGAAUAGGUUUCCUCUCCCGGAUCGGUCUGCGGCUCGGGCCCGCUUCACUGAGUUUCAUGAUAGCGAUAUGUUUUUUGGCUUUGAGCGAGAACGUCGCCCUGGUGAACCGGAAGAACCGGAACAGUAUUACUUUUUGUUCCUGCGUGCUGACCUCUUCACAAUCCAAGAUGCCCACCAUGCAGACGCAAUUGUCAAGGCAGCGAUCCAAGCAGGGCAAAAUGAUUUGACUCCAAAGCCAGUGCGGGAAGUUCUGCUAACCGAGCUAGAGAGAAAGGCUUUUGUCCAGGAGGCUUUAUGCUAUCAUGUUCUCCCGGUGCAAGAUGGUGAGCAGCCCACUGGCAAGAUCCCUUGCGCAAAUACAAUUUUCACACUGGCUGAGCAGGGGCGGGAGGAGGGAAAGGCUUUUCCUGCUUUGCAGUCUCCUUGCGCUUUCUGGCAGGGACAGCCGGGGUUGGUGAAUGUCAGCUUGCAUUCGGUGCCAAAAUUUGCGGAUGUGGAGAGGAGCCUUGCAUGUCUGGCUGGCGACGGUUUCCUUCGCCGAGCUUCGUUAGCGGGGAAAAAGAUUUUAGGUUUCGAUUCCUUGUGUGGGCUGCAGGAGAUUCGCGCCAGGCGCGAGAAACGAUCACGGAGGGAUGAAGGCGCUGUGCUCUUUGGAGUGCCUGCCACUGAUCGGGUCAAGGAUCUCUUAGAUUGCAUUGUGGCUCAGAAAGGCCGAGAUGGAGACGUGAAUCUGUCAGCACAGAAAGCUUGCCAAAAGGUGAAAAGUCAGGUGUUUUUGAAGCAUUCCAGACGUGUUCUGACUGCGUGCCCUGCCCUUGUCGCCGUGAAUCCUGAAGACAAGCAGGCCAAUGUGCUUUGGGCGGAGACCAAUGCCCGCGGACAGCCAGUUGGAGAUGGGUGUGACAAUUGUGUGUCCGGGUUGCUCGAGCUCUACCCCGAAUUGACAUGGUGCCAGUGCUGCAAGAGGAUGCAAUCUGAUCCAGAGUUCAGGUCAGAGUGCAAAGGAGCUGUCAAAAUGAGACUUGCCUCAGCGGAAACAUUUGCCGGCCGCCAGUUUCAUCCAGACAGCGAAGUCUUGCAAGACCAGGCAACAGGCCAGAUGACAUUCCUAGAUGUGGCUGUGCUGACUGAAUCCGACUUCACCCGAAUCUUUAAGGUGAGUUCCAAGUCGCUGGGCUACAAGAAGGAGCACCAAGUGAAUUUUGUGAACGAAGAAGGCAAGAGUCAGCAGGGAUUCUACGUGGGCUUGCAAGCUUUUCUACGACCUGAGUGGCAGCUGACACAGCAGCAAGGUGUGAACCUCUACAAUUUCUACAAGAACAGAGAAAUUGAUGAGCGCGGCAAAGGAAUCAAGAGCACGGAGAGGCCGCACUUGAAGCAUUUCAAUGAUUUACAAGACGUUGCAGCCGGACUUGAAAGGAAGCGACUGGAGCAAGAAGCAGCAGCUGCUGCCCAAGAUGAUGAGAUGCCGGAAGAUGAUUUUGCGUGUCCUGAGGCAGAGGAUCUUGACCAAAUCAUGCAAAACUUGGGGGAUGAUGACCAGCCAGUGCCAAAGAGAAAAGCGGCCCCUGGAGUGGCCAGAGCUGCUGGCUCUGCAGCGAUUGAGAAAAAGCCGAAAGAGAAAAGGCGAGAGGGCAAGAGCUCCACCGGUGCCGCAGAGAUCGCUGUCGCGAGCGUCGAGAUGGAAGCGCUGAAAGAGAAGGACAUGGAGAUGCUCAAGGUUGCGCAGGGUCUGGGGCAACUUGCAGAAUGUCUCACGAAACUUUCCGUCCAGGACAUCUUGCAGGGGCAGAAGAGAGGGUCUUCUCAAUGGUCUGCCAAAGAGAAGGUCCUGCCCAGGCUUGAAGGGAAGAGGCAGUAUGACAUCUUGGAGAAGCGGCUUGCGGAGUGCGAAGCUGCUGACAAGCUUUGCGGCUGCGACAUGUCCACCAUUGCGGAGAGGGACUUGGUUGCCUUGCUUCAAGUUUUCGAUGGCGCAGACAACAUCGCACUGCCUUUCUCAAUUCGCGCGCGCUUGGUUGAACGCAAUGCCAUGGACAUCUGCACAGGCAUCGCCCAUUGUGCCGACGACUUGCUAGGAGAUUGCACCAAGUUUGCCCAGACAGUCCUUCCGCUCAAGUUGCAAGAUGCUUCUUUCGAUAUGUUCUCUGCCACGUUCACCAGUGUUCUGGCAGAGGAGCUGGAGAAAGCAGACGAUGAGCCCGAAGAGUUUCACCAAUGGGUCCCAGCUGGCGAGAAGCAGAUUGGAGAAGAAUCUGUGACUGCAAAGGAGAAGUACAAGCCUGACUGGGAGGCAGUUGCUUCAAACAUGAUUGAAUCAUUUGCCAAUGACUCGCUGUGCCGGCUGAUCAAAAGUGGCACUUCCAACAAGGACCGUCUUCAGGCUCUCGUAGAGGCUGUGCUGAAUAACAGGGACAUGGUCGGGCUCCCCAAAGCCUUCAAUCCUGACAGCAUGCCUGAACCUGUUCAAAGUGCUUGCAAGUCUGUGAUGGACGCUGCGCAGUUGAUCUUGUGCAUUCUCAACCCGGCCAGUCUGGUGUCCUUGGAGGCCUACAACGAUCUGCUGACCAGGAAAGGCAAAAACCCCUUGAAAAGCUCUUUGAAGCUUCCAUUGGAAACCGGAUACCGACAAGAAAUUGAUGAUAUCUUACGCACCGCCACCAAGUCCCAGCUACUCAUCCCAGAAAUAGAAAAGUACACGCAUGCCUUGAAGAUCGGCCAGGGACAAGACACGGAUUUUGAGUUGCUAUCCGACAUAUCGAAGAAGUUGCCAGAGUACAAGUCACAGCUGCGGCCGGGCGCCACUGCGGCGCUGGAAAUGGCUUUGCUGCAGCACUUGCUUCAGGCUUCCAAGUUCAUGGUGACCUACGAUAUGUCUUCGCAGCAGCCCGUCCCAUUUCGCCAGCCAGACAUCGAUUUGGUGAUGGCCGGCCUCAAGCUGUUUGAAAAGGAGCUUUCAGCGGCUGAGCAGCUGCUUGCAAUGAGCACGUGGAAGACUUCUGCGCGAAAGCAGCUGGCCCGGAACAAUCUCCAAGACUUGUGCAGGCAGCUGCAGAACAAGUCCGAGGUGAACAUGGUUGAUUUGAGGUGGGCAUUGGCGGCAGCGGAAUGUAAAUUCAACAAGGACUUGCUUGAUGGUGAGCGACCUCCCCUUCAAAAAGACAUGAUCCAGGCUCUACCCGCACUCCUCAAAUGGUUGAAGGUUGCGGGCCAUGUGGCCACUGCUGAUGGAAGUCUGGCAGCUAUGCCCGCCAACGUGGACGCAGUGGAGAGCUUUGUGAAGUCAUGCGGACAUCCCAUGCACGACUGGCUUCAGAAGCAGCUGUUGGUGGUGCGCUUGGGAUUGGCAUUCCGAAAAGAGCAGGCACAGUGGGAAAGCCUCGGCCGUGACGUCAGUGCCCGUAUCUCCCGUGACACAAAGCACGUGUCGUUGGCACAGAUGUUGCAGAGCUUGCAGAACUUCCGUGUUGCUGUGAAAGCCGCGGCCUCCUACAGGGCCCAAACCUUGGAGGCGCAGCUUUCCCAGAAGGGCAUCUCGUCAGAGGACCCCGUGGCAGCUUUGAGCUUCCACACCUCAUUCACGCUGCAAUUGGACGACUUCUAUGAUGCUGUGCGCUUGACUUCAGCGAACUUCAUCCGCAAGAUGGACCAGAUGAAGACAGAUAUGGACGCCAAAACCAAAGGCCUCACCGACCCAAAUGCACCGGAGUGGUGGAGACAUGGCUUGGCUGACGGUUGCAGCUUCGAGGACAUCAAGGCCGCGACCCGCACAAAGUUGAAGCAGUUGCCUGGUGGUACUGUGAAGACGCUUCACGACAAGCACCACCAGGAAAUGAUGCCAAUGGAUGCUUUCAUCAACAUGUUCAAGAAGGAUGCUGCUGACCACGCUCCUGAGCUGGAAGAGUUGAAUGUGGCAUUGACUGGUUACAAGGACACUUUGGUGCAGGUUCGGGCCACGUUGCGCGAAGGGAUUAUGAUGCUGGCACUUUCCUCCAACUCAGUGUCCAGGGCGCAGGCAUUGCUGCGAGAUGAGCUGGGUGAGAUUGCGGGUGGCAAGGUGGAUGAUUGCAACCACCUCGACAUUUUGCCUCUCUUGGCUGGGACGCUGAGCAAAGUGAAACUCCGCAUCACACGUCGUGAGCAAAAGGAUGUGUUUGUUGCAAACCACUU